GGCUUGAACAGGAGCCAAGGUCGCAGCGCAGGAGGGUGUGUUGUUCUGUGUGUGGCUUCUCUAGAGCCAGCCAGUCGGCAUGGACCUGUCCCCAAGCACAGCAGUUCAGGCAAAUCCUGAAUGUGACGCUGUCCUGGAGGUGGGGGAAAUGUGCUUUCCUGUAAACCGGUGGGCACUGGCCUGCCACAGCUGCUAUUUUGAGGCCAUGUUCUUUGGUGGCACCCGGGAGUAUGCAGAGCGGCACAUCCGGAUCUGGGGGAUUGAGGCAGAGCCCUUUCAGGCACUUCUAGACUUCACCCAGACGGGCAGCCUCUACAUCACUCCUGGCAAUGUCACCAGCCUUCUGCAGACCGCCGACUUCCUGCAGUUCGAGGCUGCCAAGCGGCGCUGUGAGGCGUUUCUGGAAAGGGAGCUGCACGUCUCUAACUGCCUUGGCCUGAGGGCCUACGCGCAACACUUCGCCUGUGCGGCACUUGCUGCUGCUGCUCUCAAUGUGGCCCUCACCCACUGGGCUGACGUGGUGGCCCACGGAGAGGUCGAGACGCUGCCCAAGGAAACGCUGAUGGAGCUGCUGCAGAGUGACGAGCUUUGCGUGGCCCGUGAGGAUGUGGUCUUUGACACAGUGAUGCAGUGGGUGGUGGCAGACCUGCCAGGCAGGGCCAAGGACUUCCUUGAGCUGGUGGGGCUGGUGCGGGUCUCCUUCCUCAGCCUCCCCUUCCUCAACCUCCUGGUGAAGCGCAGCCAGCACCCUGGACCGGACACUCCUGCUCGGCUGCUGAAAGAGCUGGACCGCUUUCCGCCCCCAAGCUGGAGGGACGUUGCCCGGGCCCCCUGCGCGAGCCGGAGCUACGAUACCCUCUUGGUGGUGGCCGGGAAACGUGACCAGGAGCAGCAAGAGCUCUUCCACUUUCUGCCAAAGACCAGAGCGUGGCAGGCCUGCUCGCCCCUCAGGCGCAGGAACUUCACCCAGUACGCGGUGGCUGCAGUGGGCAAUUUCCUCUUCGUGACGGGAGGGAACUUCCGUGAGGAGUUUUUCUGGGCCCCUGUGGACUGGGUUUUGAUCUACAACAGCUGGGAUGACAGCUGGCUGGAGGGGCCAGCCAUGAAGGUGGCUCGGAACAGCCACUGCGCAGUGGGGGUUGGCUUCCAUCUGUAUGUGAUGGGGGGAAGCACCCCUGAGGGCAUCACCCCCCGCGUUGAGCGCCUUGCCCUGGCAGAUUCCUCCUGGGAGCCUGCCAGUCCCCUGAUCCACCCCGUGGAACGAGCCGGAGCCGCCAGCGUGGGGACGCGGAUCUACGUGGUCUGUGGCCUGGACGAGAACGGGGAUGUGUGUCGGGCAGUGCAGCGGCUGGACGUGGAGACGGACAUGUGGGACGUGAUUUCUUUCUCGCCGCUGCCGAGGUGAGG
Candoia aspera is the source of this 1407-nucleotide messenger RNA. RefSeq names its product kelch-like protein 21. Bases 80 to 1405 code for a protein of 441 amino acids. Gene Ontology annotation, molecular function: protein binding. The record is from RefSeq and is a predicted model, not a curated record. Lineage: Eukaryota; Metazoa; Chordata; Lepidosauria; Squamata; Candoiidae. The transcript is spliced from 2 exons.